Messenger RNA from Scylla paramamosain (green mud crab), 2057 nucleotides. Its product is annotated as helix-loop-helix protein delilah-like. The record is from RefSeq and is a predicted model, not a curated record. The transcript has a single exon. NCBI's taxonomy places the organism in Eukaryota, Metazoa, Arthropoda, Malacostraca, Decapoda, Portunidae. Bases 1094 to 1861 code for a protein of 255 amino acids. Gene Ontology annotation, biological process: sensory organ development; positive regulation of transcription by RNA polymerase II; axon development. Gene Ontology annotation, cellular component: nucleus. Gene Ontology annotation, molecular function: E-box binding; DNA-binding transcription factor activity, RNA polymerase II-specific; protein dimerization activity.
UUAUUUUCAACUAACUUAAGAAGUCUUAUGAAGAUAUAAGAGUGUUAAUAACCGGGUCAUUUACGGUUAACUCCUUUAUAGGGGCUCUACUCUUUUUUGGUUUUGCUGUUUAUUUCAUGAGUUGCUAUUUCUAUGUUACGCAAAGUGAUAUACAUGAAUGUUUUGCAGCAUCUUGUAUAUAAUGUAAAGUUGGAAUGUCAUUCUGCUUUCGCUUCCGUCCUGUAUCAUUACCAACUUUUGUAUCAUAUACUGCAUGGGUCACAUUUUGCCCUGGUCCUCGACAAUGGCUUUUGAAGAGGUUGAAAGCAGUGACGUCUCACGUGUCAUAUGACUGGCUGGAUGACCCCUCGAGGAUCCUCAUCCUCAGGCCAAGCUGAGUUCUUUGACGCUUCUCUUCACCGCUCCUCGCCCCUAUCACACCACACGAUGAAGAUUGCUGAAAAAGAGAUCAGCAGACUUCUAAUGGAGAGCAUUAUGUUGAGUAUUACGGCAUGCUUUCGGCUCACGCAUCGUAAUUCAUCUACAAAAGUAAAGAAAGUGUUCCAUGCACCAACGCGAACCUGCCGCGAAAGUUUUCACCUUGCAAAUAGUGACGUCACUGUAAGGGGCACAUGUGAAGGGCUGGCGGGGGCAACAGGUGAACUGGUCAUCAGUGGUACCCGUGCGCUUCGCGGGGUUGGAUACACAGGACGUGCGAGGGUCACGACAGCGUGAACAUUCCAGCCCUCGCCCGCCGAAAACUCGUUUCCAUAAACUUUAUAGUUGUGUCCGAAGGGCCCUGAUAGCGUGGCUCCUCAGUAGUGUGAAGCUCCCCUUUCCUGUGACAAAUCGUCCACCACCUCACCUUAUGGAUAAGACACAGCAUACCAAAAUUUGCCAAAAUAAUUUCAGUGUAAGAGGAGGAAGCACUAGAGAGCUGCAGAGUUAACCCUGUCUGGACGUGACCAUAGUAACAGGGAGAGGUGAGCGGAAGUUUCAUCACCCGUCGUAGAACCUGGAGAUUAAUGACUUUCUUAAUAAAGGCGCCCAUCAUGUUCAGCUUCCGCGUAUGAUCAAUCUUGAUCUUGCCAUAUCAGAUUUCUUAGAAGUGUGAAUGCCUUGCAGUAUUGAUCAUCCAUCAUACGCUGUUAAGAUGAUCGACACAAACAGCCAGCAAGAGGGGCGACCCAAGAGUCGGCCUUGCCAUCUGUUGCCAUCACCUGAUGAGGACAACAAGAACAGCAGCAGCAGCUCAGAGGAAAAGUAUGGCCUGCGACCCAGAACCAUUAUCAAGCGUCUGCAGCAGGACCGGGGUCACCACCAUGUGCCCAAGAUACCCAAAGGCCUGGCGCGUCCGAAGUCGAGGCCGGCGCCACUCUCCAAGUACCGCAGGAAGACAGCCAACGCCCGGGAGCGGCAUCGCAUGCGAGAGAUCAACAACGCCUUUGAGUCACUGCGGCGCGUGCUGCCAGACAAGCUUGAAAUGGAGGCGGCCUCGUCCAGUAUGACUAAGAUCACCACGCUGCGCCUCGCCGCCAACUACAUCAGGGCCCUGAACGACGUGCUGCAGGAGGAGGGUGGCGAGGCGCUCUGCUCCCUGCAAUGCAGCGCGCAGAGCCCUCUCCUGCGAGUGGCGCCAGCCCCGUCUCACCACCACCUGCUGGACUACUACUCCCCCGCCACCCACAUGGCCGCCUCUACCUCGCGAGGCACACUCAGCACCAGCAGCUGCAGUGACUUGGAGGAUCUCCUUUCCGACGAUUCCUGCAGCCUCCUCGACGACAACUUCGACGUGUUUCACGACAUCCCGAGCUUAUCUCUUCCAGAUCCGUCAGAGCUUCUCCUGGGAGAGGAAAGAGACAAUCUUGCCUUUUAUACGUAAUUGUGUAACUAAGCAAUGAUACUUGACUUCCAGCGGUGGUGUGAUAAAGGUGUGUGGACCGAUAGGACAGUAAAAAGUUACUUGUGGCUUGACUGUAAUGUCCACUUUUCUUUUUUAUCUGCACACUAUUUUUUACCAUUCACACACACACACACACACACACACACACACACACACACACACACACACACACACA